UGUGGUUCCACUCCAAGCAUCCUUCGAUCUCACAGAAAAUGGUUUAGGUUAAAAAACGAACACAAGAAUGAAAAGAUUAAUGUGAGUCCCAUUUAACAUUGCCAAAAUUAUACUUUUUGUUGUGAAGUAGCCUAGCCUAUAGAUUUAGGCUGAUUGUUGCUAUGAUAAAACUGUUAUUUCGUGUAGUGCCAUAGGGCAGUUCAUAAACGUAGUAACUUUACAAUUGUGUCAAAUAUCAUAAGAACUCAGUGUGAUGUUAUGACCAUUAAUUUCAUAGCAGAGGGGGAGGAGUUAGUUGAGUGAGAGUGUAGGGGGGGGGUGUCAUUACAGAAAAUGUGUCCCUGACUGAAGUAGUUCAAUUUCUGCCCCACUACCGUCCGCAACAUCUACCAAAGCAAGCAUUUAAUGGGACUAAAACAUUCAUUUUCCUUCUUACGUGACUGUCACAUUCUAUCUGGACUCCGCAAGCUGCCCUGGUAAUUUUAUUAUAAGACUGAAGAUUUUGUACAAACUGCAAGCUGGUGCGCGUGAGUAGUGUCCCACCAAAGAUAACUAACGACAAAGAUGGAUGUGAACUUUUCCAUUAGUAGUAUCUUGUCAAUUGUCCUUCAAGCGCUCUUGUUGUCUUCUUCAUAUGGUUCGUUGGAGCCCUACGACCUUUUAUACAAUAAUGCCGUCGACGCCUUUUACAGAAGUGACUAUAAAGAUGUAGUGCGAUACAUGGAGGGAGCGCUCAGCAGCUACGCAGAGGUCCGCCAGACUAAAGUCCGAUGUCGAUUGAGAUGCCAGGUCCAGCACCCGUUUGAUUCUGUUUCCAUGGACCUGCAGUUCUUUGACGUGGUUCUCCGAAGAUCAAAUUGUCAGAACGAGUGCAUUGAAGAGAAAGUUGGAACACAGUCCAUGCACAAAGUCAGCGAGGAUGUCAUCCAGGAUUUCCACAGACGAAUCCCGUACAAUUAUCUUCAGUUGGCGUAUCAGAAGCUGAAGCAGUUGGACAAGGCAGCGGCGGCGGCCCACACCUAUUUCCAGGCCAACCCGGAGCAUGUGGAAAUGGAUCAGAACUUAGAGCAGUACAAGGCUCUGGAGGGGACCGACCAGGACCACUUUGUGGACAGAGAGGCCCGGCCCCAUCAGAGGUCCUUCUCAGCUGGGGUGAAGCUGUAUGACAGUGCAGACUACAAGGGAGCCAUCGCACUGUUCGAGGAAGCCCUCCAGGAGUACUACAGGGCCGACGUGGAGUGUCGGGCCCUCUGCCAGGGGCCCCAGAGGUUCGAGGAGCAGGACCAUGUCCUCUACCGCUACAGCCUAUACGAACUGGUCUCAGACCACUUCACCCAGGCGCUGCACUGUGAACACGAGUGUGUGAGAGACCUGUCCACCCGGCCCGGCCGUCUGUCUCCAAUGGAGAACUACCUGCCUCUACAUUACGACUACCUGCAGUUUGCUUACUUCCAGCUUAACAUGGUGGAGGAGGCAUUGGAGUGUGCCAAGUCCUACCUGCUGUUCCACGAGGGGGAGGAGUUUAUGACAGAGAACGUGGAGUACUACAGAGAGGCCGUGGGCCACGACAUCAAACCCCGGGAGAAGGCUGAGUGGUACCUGAGGCGCCAUAAGCAGGAGCUGGAGCUACUAGUGAUCGGCAGUGAGAACAUGCACGUGGAAUUUACAGAAGGGCAUUACUGGACCAGCACAGGUGGACGAGAGGAUUCUAACAGGAUUCCCUCUGGUACAGAUGGAUGGAUGGAGUAUGUACCCAUCUCAGAAAAGAAGAACUUCACUCUGGCCCCGCCACAGGAGCUCAGAGAAGGAGGCCCCUUGGUGUAUGACAGUGUGCAGCUGGUCCAGAACUCAAAGGCCCUGAACGGAACUCAGAGGGUUCUUCUGGAUGAUGUCAUAUCUGUGGACGAGUGUACUGAGCUCACAAACCUGGCCCAUACUGUCACUAUGGCAGGAGACGGAUACCGAGGGAAGAUGUCUCCUCACACCCCCAAUGAGAGGUUUGAGGGAGCCACUGUGCUGAAAACACUGCAGUAUGGCUACGAGGGCCGUGUCCUAUUGAGGAGCGCUCGUCUCUUCUAUGACGUCAGUGAGAGGGCCAGACGCAUCAUCGAGUCCUACUUCCUGCUCAAUUCAACACUCCACUUCUCCUACACACACCUGGUGUGCCGGACUGCCAUCACAGGGCAACAGGACCAUAGAAAUGACCUGAGCCAUCCCAUCCACGCUGACAACUGUCUGUUAGACCCAGAGGCCAACGAGUGCUGGAAAGAACCGCCAGCCUACACCUACAGAGACUACAGUGCUCUGCUGUACCUGAAUGGAGAUUUUGAGGGUGGGGAGUUCAUCUUCACAGAAAUGGACGCCAAAACAGUCACAGCACAGGUUAAGCCAAAUUGUGGUCGUAUGGUGGGCUUCUCGUCUGGUGGGGAGAACCCCCAUGGAGUGAGGGCCGUCACCAGGGGGCAGAGGUGUGCCGUGGCCCUGUGGUUCACCCUGGACCCCCUAUUCAGAGAACUGGAGCGCCUGCAGGCAGAUGAGGUGAUGCAGGCGUUGGACAACCAGAGCAGCCAAUCACAGUGGGACACAAGCCUCAACAUCAACCCCAAAGACGAGCUGUAGUAGUCCUCCAGCAUCCAGCCAAGCACCCCCCAAAUCUUUAUAUCGAUCUAUUUAUUUAAUGAAGUUUGGAUCAGAACAAUUUUAUUUUUGUACUGUUUGAAGUGCAAGGUUAUAUAGUUAUUGUUUGUGUUGUCGUCGUGGCUUUAGUCUGUUGUUCUUUUGAUCUUGUGUGAUUUAUGUUUUUGUGCAUACCAGUACUUGAGCUCCAGUCAUUGUGCCCCACAUUUUAAAUGUCCAGUUCACUUUGUGAUGGCUUUAAAGGUCCAGUUCACUUUGUGAUGGCUUUAAAGGUCCAGUUCACUUUGUGAUGGCUUUAAAGGUCCAGUUCACUUUGUGAUGGCUUUAAAGGUCCAGGUCCAGUUCACUUUGUGAUGCCUUUAAAGGUCCAGUUCACUUUGUGAUGCCUUUAAAGGUCCAGUUCACUUAGUGAUGCCUUUAAAGGUCCAGUUCACUUUGUGAUGGCUUUAAAGGCCCAGUUCACUUUGUGAUGACUUUAAAGGUCCAGGUCCAGUUCACUUUGUGAUGCCUUUAAAGGUCCAGGUCCAGUUCACUUUGUGAUGCCUUUAAAGGCCCAGUUCACUUUGUGAUGGAUUUAAAGGUCCAGUUCACUUUGUGAUGACUUAAAAUGUUCAGUUCACUUUGUGAUGACUUUGUGUAGUGUGCAGGUUGCACACAAGGUUGUUACAAUACAGACCUGUCAUACAUAUGUACAGUUCUUACUGCACUGUGAACACGCGAAAGAGAAGAACGGCAGUUGACAUUGUUGUUCUCUGUUAUAGAAAAAACGGGCUGUUUAUAACGUUUAAAACAUGCACUCAUAAAACAAAAGUAGUGGGAUUAUUUCUUUCAGGCGGUGUAAACACAGUUAAUAUGUUUUAUCUAUUUAUUCAUUGAAACAUUGGCUGGAAUAUAUGCAUUUACCGAGAGAAAGAGGUCAGGCAUUUCUUACAAACAGGGAGCUAUAAUCCUUUUCAGUGACUGACAAUAAUGAUUGAACUUAUCUGUCAAUAUUUUAUGUGCACUUUCUUUUUGUUUGUAGUGUGAUAAAGAGACAUCAUCUUCAUAACUCACGUCCCUCCCUAGCUCAGGUCCAUGGCGUUAGCAAGACUUACUAAUGCUUUGGACCAGAGCUAAUCCCUCCCUUCAAUGUAAUCAAACGCAGAGCAAGAUAACUGUUUACAAGUUAGCUUACACAAAGGCAUGGUGUGUGUGUGUUUUUUUUGUGUGUGUUUAUGUGUCUGUUUUAAAGAUAGACAGCUGCUAUUGCAAUUGUCGGCAUUUGAUAUUAGACGCUUUUUAAUAAAAGAUGUCAUUUAUUCCUGUUUAAAGGAAUUCUUAUUUUAAGGUGGCGUAUAGGUGUCCUUUCCUUUCAAAAUGUCCUCAUUUCAUUGGACAAAAUAGACAGACAGGCACACGCACUGUUAUAAUCCAAUGGAAAGAAAGUGCCUUGUGUACUAUGAUAUUUCAAUGAUACAACUGCUAACUAUACGUAACUUAUCCAUUUUAAGUUAGAGUAGGGUUUUAUCUUAUCUUUUGAUAGGGAGGAUGGCCACUCACUAAUAUUUAAAUAUAAAUUGCUGUAGCACAAACAAAUUGUUGUAUCCAUCUCUUUUGUUGUAAUGUGUACUUAUAAAUUAAAAAGACAAUAUUUCAUAAAAUAACUUAAACUGUGUCCUUUGUUAUUUCGGAAUGUUUAAAUUGUUUACAAUUUGUCAACACAUUGUCUAUGGGUUCAGUUGUAACAAACAACAUUUAAUGAAGUGGUUUUACAAAACUGUAUUUGAAAAUCUAGACAUUAAUAUGACUAUAAGUAAAUAGAUCUUAAAUAUCUAGAUAAACACAGAGGUAAAUGAUUUAAUCAUUUAUAGUACUGACUGUUCCAAUUCAGAUUUUUCUAAUUACUAAUUAUGUAUACAGUAUCAAACCAUCGUUCUUUUAAAAUUUCUUGACAUCUAUAGUCAGUGCAUUGUCUCACAUCAGAUAGCCGUGGGAAGUACGGGUUCUGAGGAUGCUGCAGCACCCCCUGAAAAAUCUAAAAACUUUAUAUACACUACCAGUCAAAAGUAUGGACACACCUACUCA
Messenger RNA from Coregonus clupeaformis (lake whitefish), 4701 nucleotides. It is a transcript of the gene p3h2, whose product is annotated as prolyl 3-hydroxylase 2. Gene Ontology annotation, cellular component: endoplasmic reticulum. The coding region runs from base 565 to 2619 and encodes 684 amino acids. Gene Ontology annotation, biological process: collagen metabolic process. Gene Ontology annotation, molecular function: procollagen-proline 3-dioxygenase activity; L-ascorbic acid binding; iron ion binding. The transcript is spliced from 15 exons. Lineage: Eukaryota; Metazoa; Chordata; Actinopteri; Salmoniformes; Salmonidae. The record is from RefSeq and is a predicted model, not a curated record.